AUGGUCCAGUCCUCGAUCACAGCAUGGCUGACGAAGCCUACUACAGCCAAGAGAGCAGAGGAGCCCGCAGUCGUCCAAAGUGACACGGUUCUCCUGCCAGCGCGGCAGGUGGAAGCGCCUGUCGCCUCACCCAGAAGUGUGUCCCUGGAGGCAUCCGCACCCUGCUCUGAAGUACAGACGUCUUUCGUGCCUAGAGCUUUCUCUCUUCCUCUGCUUCCCUCCAACGUGCUGUUUGUGCCGCUCACCGAGGAUCUCGUCCCCGACUUCAAGCGACUCAACGCCUUGAUGCUCCCUGUCCCAUACCCGCCGGCCUUCUACACCGAGUCGAUGACGGAACCUUACCAUGGGAUAACUCUCAUGGCUCUGUGGCGUCCUGACGGAUCGACUGAGCAACUCCGGAAUCCUCAGCAGCCCCGUCUCAUAGGCGCUAUACGCUGCCGACUAUUACCCUCAGCGAACCUCUACAUCUCCACACUCGGUCUUCUCGCGCCGUAUCGGUCACACGGCAUAGCUACGCAUCUCCUGCAUAGGAUCAUCGCGAAAGCAUCCAAAGAACAUGGAGUCAAAUGCGUGACUGCACAUGUAUGGGAGGCAAACGAGGAUGGAUUGGAAUGGUACAAAAAGAGAGGGUUUGAAAUCAUCGGGAAGGAGGAGGGAUACUACAGGAAGCUGAAGCCAUCUGGCGCAAUGCUUACGUACACGAUCACAUGUCUUGGGCCACAAUGCACUGAUUAUCCUCCUACAACUCUCCAUAUCCCAACCACUAUACCGUCCAUACCCGGAGGGAAUCCGCAGCCGACCACAACACCAAAACCGCAGUCAUCGACAAAGAAGACGAGCAGCACGAGCAAAUACACUCCCCCACUGUCAACGAGUAAAUACACGCCGCCACUAACAAGCAAAUACACUCCGCCGCCGACGAGCAAAUCUACGCCACCACCAGAGACUAAGCCCACAAAGACGCAGACAGAGGAGACUGGACCGAGCAGCACGAGAUGUCCUGUCCCUCUCUACUACCAGUGCGGGGGUUAUUACGACGGCAAAUCGUGGACGGGGUGCACGAAGUGCGUAUCCGGCGCUACAUGCAUUGAACAGAACGAUUUCUACUACCAAUGCGUUGCGGAUGAGUAAGGUGGAGAGAUGUAAUCGCGAGUACCUUGGUUUGCACUUCCCACCUCAACGAGCACGUUGCGCAGAUCUCAAGAUUUUCGCAAAAGUCGAACGUUCUCUCAAUAGAGAAGGAGAUUGACGAAAUCUUCAUGAUGCUCAAAUGUGUAAACAGCUGAAUAAGGCUGACUCGACAGAUUGAUUCCUUACAUAUGCGGUACAUACCUAGGUAGUGGGGCGCCCAAGAGCUACCCCUCCAAGGCCGGAUCGUCAUAACCACCCUCUAACCUCCGCCGAUCUCCGCAACUUUCUUCAAGUUACCUCUGGUCUUUACACCUGUUCGUGGCCCCAAUCACCCUACCCUUAUAAUAGUUGUCCCCCAA
This is a messenger RNA of Trematosphaeria pertusa, 1490 nucleotides long. Its product is annotated as carbohydrate-binding module family 1 protein. Gene Ontology annotation, biological process: carbohydrate metabolic process; mitotic sister chromatid cohesion. Lineage: Eukaryota; Fungi; Ascomycota; Dothideomycetes; Pleosporales; Trematosphaeriaceae. The record is from RefSeq and is a predicted model, not a curated record. The transcript has 4 exons. Gene Ontology annotation, cellular component: NatA complex; extracellular region. Bases 1 to 1131 code for a protein of 376 amino acids. Gene Ontology annotation, molecular function: acyltransferase activity, transferring groups other than amino-acyl groups; cellulose binding.